AUAAACACUUAAAUAGUUUUCAAAAAAUCUUUUUGUAAAUCAUAAAAAUAGCGGUAUGUUACGAUCCUUUCCACUUUAGGUAUUUUUGGUAUAUUUCGCAUACCGAAUGAUUUCUGGUAUUACGCUAUGGUCACUCUUGUAAAGGCAAAUUGGAAUUGUAUAUAAAAAACGCGAAUUAUGUGAAUGAAUCAUUGUAAAAGUCGGAACAAGGAGGUAAAUCAAAGGGUUAAGCGCCCACCUCCACUGUCGCACUUCGGUUAAAUUAAUCUAAUCUUGGCCAGCGCUGACGUCGCGUCGACUGCGCUGCCUCCGCUGAAUUUUCUUGCCGAGUGCCAAGCCAGGCCGGCCGCCGGAGCGUCCGCCGAUCAGUAAACACUCGCCCGAAGACGCCGCCGGACGUCUCGAUCUCCACAACCAGACCCAGUGAAUCCCCCCAAAACAAACACCAUGGUGGCCCCCUCGAAGCUUAGCCAAGUGCUGAGCUACCAAAACUUCGUGCACGCCGUCUCUGGAGCCGCGGGUGGCUGCAUCGCCAUGAGCACCUUCUAUCCGCUGGACACGGUGCGUUCCCGCCUGCAGUUGGAGGAAGCCGGAAAGGUUCGCAGCACUAAGCAGGUGAUCAAGGAGAUUGUGCUGGGCGAGGGCUUUCAGUCCCUAUACCGCGGACUAGGACCCGUUCUCCAGAGUCUGUGCAUCUCGAAUUUUGUCUACUUUUACACAUUCCACGCUCUGAAGGCUGUGGCCUCGGGCGGCUCUCCCGCCCAGCACAGCGCGUUGAAGGAUCUAUUUCUGGGCAGCAUUGCCGGUAUAAUUAAUGUGCUGACCACCACACCCUUUUGGGUGGUUAACACGCGUCUGCGAAUGCGCAACGUGCCCGGAACUUCCGACGAGGUUAACAAGCACUACAAAAGCCUGCUGGAGGGUCUCAAGUAUGUGGCAAAGACGGAGGGCAUUGCCGGCCUGUGGUCGGGCACGAUUCCCUCGCUGAUGCUGGUCUCCAAUCCUGCCCUGCAGUUCAUGAUGUACGAGCUGCUUAAACGCAACCUAAUGCGCUUCAACGGCGGUGAGAUGAGCAGCCUGAGCUUCUUCUUCAUCGGAGCGAUUGCCAAGGCCUUCGCCACGGUGCUAACGUAUCCGCUGCAGCUGGUGCAGACCAAGCAGCGCCACCGCAGCAAGGAGGCGGAAACGAAGCCAUCGACAUCGUCUAAAGCCAAGACGCCCAGCACGCUGGAGCUGAUGAUCAGCAUACUGCAGCACAAUGGCAUUCGGGGGCUGUUCCGCGGCCUGGAAGCAAAGAUCCUGCAAACCGUGCUCACUGCAGCUCUCAUGUUCAUGGCCUACGAGAAGAUCGCCGCCACCGUCGGCAUGCUGCUCAAGCGCAACUGAUGAUAGAGGCUUUAGCUCUAGUCUAUCCGUAGUUUUAGUCACAAAACACUAACCAUAAGCCGCAAUGCAUCACAGUCUGUCUAAGGAUCUACGGCCAGCACAGAACACAAACGAAAACACUCCAAAGGUAGCCGCUAAGCGUGGAUAAAAUAAAGGAAAGGAUAAUGCCUAACAAAAUUAAAAGA
Molecule: messenger RNA, 1571 nt
Organism: Drosophila serrata
Lineage: Eukaryota; Metazoa; Arthropoda; Insecta; Diptera; Drosophilidae
Gene: PMP34
Product: Peroxisomal Membrane Protein 34
Biological process (GO): transport
Cellular component (GO): peroxisomal membrane
Molecular function (GO): ADP transmembrane transporter activity; FMN transmembrane transporter activity; coenzyme A transmembrane transporter activity
Source: RefSeq, a predicted model, not a curated record